Coregonus sp. 'balchen' is the source of this 440-nucleotide messenger RNA. Lineage: Eukaryota; Metazoa; Chordata; Actinopteri; Salmoniformes; Salmonidae. The record is from the annotation of a GenBank genome assembly.
AUGUCUGUCAUGAUUACAGGGAUGUGGGUCGUCGAUGUGGUCAUUGUUAGCACAACCAUGGUGCUGGUCACUAGACUGUCUUACUGUAAAGCCAUAGUUAUUGACAGUUAUUUCUGUGAUCAUUGGCCUUUGUACAGAAUGGCCUGCAAUGCCAAUUCAGCCAAUUCCAUUAUGGCAAAAGUGAAUACAGAACCAUUCCUUCACGUACCAUUAGUUUAUAUAGUCCUGUCUUAUGUGUGUGUUUUACUUACCCUGUAUAAAAAUGGCUAACUGAAGACUUGUAUAUCACACCUUCUAGUUGUAGUUAUUUUAUUUAUUUCAUUUGUAUACAUUGCUGCAUUGACCUACUCUCUUCACCCCAAUGCCAGGAUUAUCGGUUUGGCUCUAGCUUCGGCGAUCCCUCCCAUGCUGAAUCCAGUCAUUUAUUUUUUGAAUGCUGA